AGAAGAAGAAGAUGAGCGAAAGCAAACAGAGGAAGAGAAGACGGAGAGAAGAGAACACGAGCGACGGCGUUACGGAAGUUGACGGAAAACAAGCGACCGUUAAAAUGGGGGUGAACGAGAUCGUAACUUGUCUGGUUUUGCUCGAGGACCAAGAGAAAAUCGAUCUCGAAGAGGAGGAGAGAGCCAAUCAGGAAGAAAUCCUCCGAUUCGAAGAAAUCGACACCAGGAAAAAACGCGUGAUGAUUGAUUACUACUCCGAGCUUCAGGAUUUCCACAGAGAUUCAGAACACGCCGAAGCUGCCCGCCGGAGAAAGUCAAAGGCGAAUUCCUUCGCCGCCGCCGCCGCCGCCGCAAUGUCCGUGGCCGCCGAUUCAUUCUCCGACGACAAAAAUUCCGCCGUGCCUGACAACUCUCCGGCAGCCGCCGCUGGAGCCGGGACACAGCGACGGCUCUGGGUGAAAAACAGGUCUAGAGAUUGGUGGGACCAAUGCCAAAGCCCUAAUUUUCCGGAUGAGGAUUUCAAAAAGGCGUUCAGAAUGGGGAAAGACACAUUUGAUUUCAUAUGCAACGAAUUGAGCUCUGUUGUUGCUAAAGAAAACACUAUGCUGAGAGAUGCGGUCCCCGUCAGACAACGAGUCGCCGUCUGCCUGUGGCGGCUAGCCACCGGCGAGCCGCUCCGCCUCGUUUCCAAGAAAUUCGGAUUAGGCAUAUCCACAUGCCAUAAGCUCGUCCUCGAAGUUUGCUCCGCGAUAAAAACUGUUUUAAUGCCGAAAUACCUAAAAUGGCCCGACGAAGAACAAUUGAGUCGAGUAAAGGACAAAUUCGAAUCGAUUUCCGGUAUACCCAACAUAGUCGGAUCAAUGUAUACGACCCACAUACCAAUAAUCGCCCCGAAAAAUAGCGUGGCGGCUUAUUUCAACAAGCGACACACGGAUAGAAACCAAAAGACUUCGUAUUCGAUAACCGUUCAAGGGGUGGUUGAUCCAAACGGGGUCUUCACCGAUGUAUGCAUAGGCUACCCCGGUUCGAUGCCAGACGACCAAGUCUUGGAGAAAUCGACCCUUUUCCAACGAGCCAAUGCGGGCUUCUACAACGGGGUCUGGAUCGUUGGCGGAUCCGGAUACCCGUUGACAGACUGGGUGCUGGUGCCUUAUACGCACCAGCAUCUGACCUGGACGCAACACGCAUUCAACGAGAAGAUCGGGGAGGUACGGAAUUGCGCGAGGGGUGCGUUCGAGAGGUUGAAAUCGAGGUGGGGUUGUCUGCAGAAAAGGACCGAGGUGAAGCUUCAAGACUUGCCCGUUGUGCUCGGUGCUUGUUGCGUGUUGCAUAAUAUAUGCGAGAUGAGGGGAGACGAUGUGGAGGAUGCUGUUAGGUUUGAGGUCGUGGAUGACGAGAUGGUUCCAGAGAUUGGGUUGAGGUCCGCGAAUGCUAUGAAGGCAAGGGAUACGAUCGCGCAUAACUUAUUGCAUCAUAAUCAUGCCGGUACCUCGUUUCUAUCGUAGAGCGUUUGAAGAAAAUAUUGGACUGUUGUACAAUUCUUUGUGGUGUUAGUAGAUUUUAUGUACAUGGAGAGGAUUGUGUGUUGUAGCUGAAAUCAUAGUCAUACAGAGAAACUAUAUACAAGUGGUAGUGUAGUUCUUACGGCAGUUAGAAAUGGCUAGGUGGUUUAAAUAAUUUAUUUUUAUUAUUUUUUCCAUUGUUGUUGCUAACCAAAGUAAUGUAUUUUAAGAUUGCAAUAGAAAUUUGAUAUUUAUUUUAU
Erythranthe guttata (spotted monkey flower) is the source of this 1762-nucleotide messenger RNA. NCBI's taxonomy places the organism in Eukaryota, Viridiplantae, Streptophyta, Magnoliopsida, Lamiales, Phrymaceae. The record is from RefSeq and is a predicted model, not a curated record.